This is a messenger RNA of Lolium rigidum, 2412 nucleotides long. Its product is annotated as lipase-like PAD4. The transcript is spliced from 4 exons. NCBI's taxonomy places the organism in Eukaryota, Viridiplantae, Streptophyta, Magnoliopsida, Poales, Poaceae. The record is from RefSeq and is a predicted model, not a curated record. Bases 103 to 2073 code for a protein of 656 amino acids. Gene Ontology annotation, biological process: lipid metabolic process.
ACGACAAAGGCCACAAAAGUAAACUUGACCACUUCAUCUCGCUUAACCCUCCUUCUCUCCCACUCUCUCGACUCGACCCCGCUUCCGGGAAGCUCGUCAGCCAUGGAGGACGCAGACGAAAAUUCCAUGUUCGAGACUAGCCAUGUCCUCGGCGCGCUGCUGGCCUCCUCGCCGCUGCUGGCGCGCGCCUGGGACCGGUGCGCGGCCGCCACCGCGAUGGGCGCCGCUUCCUCCGGGUUCUUGCACAGCGGCGGCGAUGUGGACGGGGGCACGGUCUACGUAGCCUUCUCGGGGGUGCAGGCCGCCCUGUCGGUGGCGGGCGCCGCGGCGGUGGCGAGCGGCGCCGACGUGUUCGCGCCGGUCGAGCUCCGCGGCGACGCGGCCGGGGCAAGGGUCUUUCCGCAGCUGGCCGCCGCCGAGCCGGAUGCCGGCGCCGGCGACGGGGAUUCGGUCGCCGUCCAGGCGCUGGCGCUGAGGUGCUUCGUCAAAUUGUGCGGCUCACCGGAAUUUCAGAUGCUGCUGAAUCAGAUAAAGGGCAAGGAGGUGGUGUUCACGGGCCACUCCCUCGGUGGCGCCAUCGCUGCUCUUGCCGCGCUGCACUACCUCUGCAUCUCAUCGUCAAGUCAAGCAUCCGCCCCAGUUCCUCCGGUGCUAUGCGUCACAUUUGGGAGCCCGUUGCUUGGCAACGAGGCUCUCUCCCGGGCUAUCCUUCGUGAGCGAUGGGGCGGCAGCUUCUGCCAUGUCGUCUCGCAGCACGAUGUUGUCCCGAGGCUCCUCUUCUGCCCCCUCGAUGCUGUUCCUGUACGCAUCAUCGUCGGGAUGCAGCUGCAGCAACGGCUGGGGUGCACUCGCCAUGCCUGCGCGGUGUCGGUGCGUGUGACGGAAUCCGAGCAGGAGGCGCUGCGGCAACUGGUACAGGCACACAUCCGCUCUGUGGCCAUGGAGCAGAAGCUCGCAGCUCCAGAGACACGUGGCGGGAGCCCUUACCGGCCGUUCGGGACCUAUGUGUUGUGCUCGCUAGACGGUGCAGCGUGCGUUGACAGCCUGACCGCGGCUGUCCAGAUGCUCUAUGCCACUUUUGCUGCCAGGUGCGUGCCAGGCAGCGUGACAUCCCUGGAGGCUGCACACUCCUGCUAUGGUGAUCUUGUGCUUAAAAUGCCGCAGCAGUUGCUCUUCAAGCGGCGUCCGAACUCCAUUGACGCACCAGUGAUGGUGUUCAACUCCAACUACGACGCUGGCAUCUCCCUUGCGCUCGAGGCUUCCGGCAUCCACCGCGAGGCAACAGAGGGCACCACGGCACGGCACUGGCUGAAGGCAUCGAAGCGGGCUGGGCGCAGCCCAAGCCUGAAUUGCGCGGGGCUUGCGAUGAGGCUGGGUAAGAUCACGCCGUCCCGGGCGCAGAUCGAGUGGUACAAGGCGUCGUUCGAUGCCGACAUGGGGUACUAUGACGCAUUCAAGCUGCAGAGGUCAACCAAGAAGUUCCACCAUGCCAACAUGUGCCGCCACAAGCUGGCUCAGUUCUGGGAUGGCGUGCUGUCCAUGCUCGACAACAGCCAGCUCCCCCAUGACUUCCACCGUCGUGCCAAGUGGGUUAACGCUGCCCGCUUCUACCAGCUGCUUGUCGAGCCCCUUGACAUCGCCGACUACCACCGCAACAACCUCCACAAGACAAGAGGUAGCUACAUCAGUCAUGGCCGCGAGAGAAGAUAUGAACUGUUUGACAAGUGGUGGAAGGAGAGGGACGCCUUGGCUGGAAUGGGUGACGCCUCAACCACAGCAAACAGGUUGAGGAGCAAGUACGCGGGUCUGACGCAGGACCCAUGCUUCUGGGCGAGAGUGGAGGAGGCACGUGAGUUGACGGAGAGGGCCAAGGUCGAGCACGACGUGGCGUCACUGGCGAUGAAGCUAGGGAGCUUAAGAGAGUUCGAGCGCUACUCUGGUGAGCUGGUGGAGAGCAAGGAGGUGUCUAUCGAUGUCCUCGCACCACAGUCGAGCUACACCUUAUGGGUGGUGGAGUGGAAGGAGCUCAAGCUUAAAGAUGAAAUAAGGACAGCAUUAUUGUUCCAGAUCUGAACUUACUGGAACAGCUCAAGAAUUUUAAUUUUUGCCGCUAGUUUUAGGUAAGGUAGUAUAGGGUACAGGUGAUUGCAAAUAUGCAUAGGCUUGCAGACUGCAGAGGCACUGCACUAUGAUGUUAUAUCUGUUCUUUAUCUUGCAUCUUGAUGCUGACUGGUUUAGUUACUUCUUAGUCAAGCCAUGUUGUGAUCUCCAUGAUUUAGCAUCAAGGUGGUUGCAAUUGUAUAUAGAUUCCAUGUAUGAUCAGUGUCUUGUUGCAAGUAUCUUUGUAUGUUCCCAAGCAAACUGUGAGAUGAGUCCUUGCAACAAUAAUACAGUAGCUACAUUCUCUGUUCA